UCUGUUCGACAACACAAAGGCAAAAUUGCCUUUCGUCCUUCCGCGCACAACGGAAAAACGGCGCUGCGUCCGUUGCGGGUGGUGUGCUUGUGGUGUGCUUGUGGUGUGCUUGUGGGAUGGUGCGAAGGGCGGUGAACAGGGCAGCACCACAUGUUCGCAGCAGAAGAGACGAGUGGAAGUGAGAGAGGAAUGAACAAAACGCAUACGCCAGCAACACAAGGAACGGCACCAACAGCACCAACAGCACCAACAGCAUCACAGGCGAAUGUUGUGGAGGAAGAAGCACGGGCAGGGGAAUCGAGGAGAAGCACAUCGCGCAUCGGCGCAAGAUCACGGUUGCACUCACACUCACGACUGCAGCACCCAACAGAAGAGCCGGUCCGUGGUGGUGACCGUCGUGGGGAACUUUCAGCGGCAAGCACACUCGUAAUGGCAGCGGCGCGCGUUGCCGGUGGCAUGGCGUUGGCCAUUGCCUUUGUGUACCUGAUACUGACGCCACCAACGCCAGUGGCAUCUGCGCUGGCCUGCCAGGCCAAGGAGCACACGCAGACCGUCGUGGACCCUGUGACGGGCGAGUUCGUGUGUGUGUGCGAGGCGCUGCACGCCUGUGUCCUCCGAGGACCCUCAAAGGCGACGGCGUUCUGUGGCGCUGGCAACAUGGACGUCGGCAGCACUCCACUCGACAGGCUGCCGGCAGGCUGCCAGGAGUGCGAAUGCGAGGCCGUACCGUCAGAGCUGCUUGCGGAGAUCACCGCACCCCGGUUGAUCUUGGCAUCCAUCCCACGCUCCGGGAACAGCUGGAUGCGCCAGCUAUUGGAGCUCUCGUGUGGCCUGGCCACGGAGACCGUAUUUCCUGAAGGGUACAAGGCGCCGCUCAACGGCGUUGGCGAAGAUGAGGAAAUCCAUGCAGACCACAUCCCUGGUUCAGAUGUGUACGGUUAUCCUUGCGGCAGAAGCAACUAUUGCACCCGUGUAUCACUGCCACAGCCAGGGGUCAUGCGCUUAGUGAAGACGCACGCACCGUUCCUGUCGAGUCGGCACGCGGAGCAAGGCGUGCUCAUCUCCGAUGCCGGUGUUGGUGCAGUGCUUCUGCUGCCCAUUCGCAACCCACUGUACUAUUCCGGCCUGAUGGUUACCUCACUAUGCACCACGCUAUAUCAUAGGGGGAGCAGGAAGAUCAUGUACCGGUUUGAAGACAUGGUGGCGCUGCGGGAGCCGCUGCUUGGGUUCAUCCUGGAGCAGAGCGGGCUGUGGACGGCACGACGGCUGUCUGGGGCAGACGUGUGCUUUGCACUGGACCAGCCGCGGUUACGGCCGCGCCCGAAGGACAAGUCCCGUGCCUCUGAGGAGCACUUUGCCAUGGCAUGGGCGCAGUAUGCACGGUCGGAUAUCGAGGCCGCCCUGCGCCACACGGCCAGCCUGCCGCUGCUGGAGCACUUUGGAUACGCUGCACUGUACCGCGCCUGGUUGCAGCGGAUGGACAGUGAGAUUACAGAUGGGGAGCUGCGUACACGCGUGCAAGCGCUGUGGCAUGUCACGCGCGCUCGCCUCUACCCCUCGUUUUACACCGACAUGUCACAGCACCCCUCCCUACUGUCGCCAUUUAACUGCACCUACUAGCUCGCUAGAUUGUCGCUUUCUUGCUCUUUAGUGGCUGCGGUUUGCGCAGUGUGUGUUUGGUCUCAUGCAACAGCAUGACAUCGAACGAAGGCUAGUGUGUCCUUGAGUUGUCGCUAGUGGCUUUCAUGUUGGGGUGUAGAUGUGUUGUUUCAGUGCUUUCGCCAGCUUGGACAUCACUCGCUUUGCUGUUACAUUACAUGAACCUGCGUAGCGUCAAUUUACUCCCACCUGUUCUACAACAAGAGUCAAGGAACCACUGUAGCA
Molecule: messenger RNA, 1884 nt
Organism: Salpingoeca rosetta
Lineage: Eukaryota; Choanoflagellata; Craspedida; Salpingoecidae
Exons: 6
Coding region: 151-1620 (489 amino acids)
Source: RefSeq, a predicted model, not a curated record